This is a messenger RNA of Prinia subflava (tawny-flanked prinia), 3791 nucleotides long. RefSeq names its product checkpoint with forkhead and ring finger domains (gene CHFR). Gene Ontology annotation, molecular function: ubiquitin-protein transferase activity; protein binding. Gene Ontology annotation, cellular component: nucleus. The record is from RefSeq and is a predicted model, not a curated record. Gene Ontology annotation, biological process: mitotic cell cycle checkpoint signaling; ubiquitin-dependent protein catabolic process; protein ubiquitination. Bases 169 to 2202 code for a protein of 677 amino acids. NCBI's taxonomy places the organism in Eukaryota, Metazoa, Chordata, Aves, Passeriformes, Cisticolidae. The transcript has 18 exons.
GGGGCCGGGACGGGCCGCGCCGCGCCGCCGGGGCGCCGCACCCCCGGGCCUGGCCGGCCGCCCCCGCCCCGCUCCAGGGAAGGCAGCGGACGGAGGAGGCCGCCCCGGCUCGCUCCCCCGGCUCGAUCCCUGUCGGGCGGGGAGCGGCCCUGCGGGAUGUGAAUCCAAAUGGAGCAGUCGGAAGGAGGCGAGCAGAGCCAGCAGCAGCCGCAGCCCUGGGGGAAGCUGAUCCGGCUGGGUGCUGAUGAGGCAGAGCCGCACGUCCUGCUGCUGAAAAGAGAAUGGACCAUUGGGCGGAAGAAAGGCUGUGACUUAUCUUUCCCUGGCAACAAGUUGGUGUCUGGAGAUCACUGUAAAAUCAUAGUGGAUGAAGAGUCUGGUCAAGUGUCAUUGGAAGAUACAAGUACUAAUGGAACAGUAAUUAAUAAACUGAAAGUGGUUAAGAAGCAGACAUACCCAUUACAGACUGGGGAUGUGAUCUAUGUUGUUUACAGAAAAAAUGAGCCAGAGAACAAUGUUGCUUAUCUUUAUGAAUCCUUAAACACAAAACAUGAUGCAACUCAAGAACCAGUAGAAGUUAAUGUAGAAAACCAAUGCCAUGUGACCAAAGAUACCUCAAGUACAGGAAGAAGUAAUGAUGAGACCCAAAUUACCUCAUCACUGUCAGCUACUCAGUCUUGCUAUGAGGAACCACAGCCAUCUACUUCUACAUCAAACCUCUUUAAUGCUUCUUCUACCUCUCCAGUUGAGUCUGCAUCUGUUCAGCAGGAUAAUCCAUCUACUUCUGGAUCACAGUCUUCAGUUGUCACUCCUGUGCCUGCUUUCCCCAUCUUAAAUUCCAUGUGUGAAGGAGCACUCCACGACAAGCAUGAAAAGCUGGAUGUGAAUGCUGAAGCUUCUGCAGUUGCUCCAGAAAUCAGUGACAAAGAAAAUGCAGAAUCAGAUUCUCAAAGGGAGGAGGAAGGUUUGGAACCUGCUAAAAAGAAACUAAAAAGAGAUGAAGAUACUUGUCCAAAUCUUUCACCAGCAGCUCCAAUUGAAUGUAUAAUUAAAAUUGGCUGUGAAGAUGCAAAAACAUCAAAUGUGAAACCAGAUAAGAUGGAAGAGACGUUAACUUGCAUUAUCUGCCAAGAACUGCUGCAUGACUGUGUAAGCUUGCAGCCUUGUAUGCAUACUUUUUGUGCUGCCUGCUACUCAGGAUGGAUGGAAAGAUCUUCUCUGUGUCCAACUUGUCGUUGUCCAGUAGAACGUAUUUGUAAAAAUCACAUCUUGAACAACUUGGUUGAAGCUUAUCUGAUUCAGCAUCCAGAUAAAUGUCGCAAUGAAGACGAUGUUCGGAGCAUGGAUGCCAGAAACAAAAUUACUCAAGACAUGUUGCAGCCUAAGGUGCGGAGAUCUUUUUCAGAUGAGGAGGGAAGUUCUGAAGAUUUACUGGAAUUGUCUGAUGUAGAUAGUGAAUCCUCAGAUAUCAGUCAACCAUAUAUAGUGUGCAGACAGUGCCCAGGGUACCGAAGACACUCUGUUCCAACUGUGCCUGGCACAGGCCAGGAGACAGAGGCAGGAGGAAUGCAGGCUCUGGGAGAUGCUCCAUCAACCUCUGCCAACUUCCCUGCAGCUGUUCAGGAAUAUGUGUGUCCUGCUCAAGGAAGUCAUGUAAUAUGCACCUGCUGCUUUCAGCCAAUGCCUGACCGAAGAGCGGAGCGUGAGCAGAAUCCUCAUGUUGCUCCUCAGCAAUGCACAGUUUGUCUGCAGCCCUUCUGUCACUUGUACUGGGGCUGCACUCGCAUGGCGUGUUUUGGCUGCUUGGCACCAUUCUGUGAAAUAAAUCUUGGUGAUAAGUGUUUAGAUGGCGUCCUGAAUAACAACCACUAUGAAUCAGAUAUCCUAAAGGAUUACCUGGCAUCCAGGGGUCUGACAUGGAAAAAUAUGUUAAAUGAAAGUCUCUUAGCUCUUCAAAGAGGAGUUUUUAUGUUGUCAGAUUACAGAAUUACUGGGAACACAGUGCUUUGCUACUGUUGUGGCCUUCGCAGCUUUCGAGAACUUGCCUACCAGUACAGGCAGAAUAUUCCUGUUGCUGAAUUACCAGUGACUGUCACGUCACGUCCUGAUUGCUACUGGGGACGCAACUGUCGAACUCAGGUCAAAGCACAUCAUGCCAUGAAAUUCAAUCACAUUUGUGAGCAAACACGAUUCAAGAACUGAAAACUUGUAGUGUGUAGAGAGGGGACAAAAACCUGUUACACUGCUUGUACAGUUUAACGUUUCGGGGGAUCUGCCCAGUUCCCCCAGAGCAGGGAAUCAUUCACUUUUGCAUCAGGUAACCUGAUGUGAAAUUUUUGAUUUGUAGAAUUUUACAGCUGUACAUGAAUAAGAUAGAUAAUUUUUUUUCCAAGGUAGUCUGACAAGCAUUGCAUUUCUUGCUUAUGACUACAGUGUCCCUGUAUCACUUCAGUGAAGAACACAAAAUAAUCACACUCACAAAAACCAGCCAUAUCUUGGGAUGACCUAAGAAUAAGGAGUGUAUUUGCACUACUUGUGAAGAAACUAAGAAAAAUCGUUAGACUUAAAACAGAGAAGUUUUGUAAAAGUAUCUGAUGGGUAUUUCAAGAGCCAUUAAUAUUUAAGAAGGAAAUUGUCCGUGUAUAUUUGUAACUGCAUUUUGCGGUAGUCCGGUAUUUUGUUGCUACCCAUUGCAUUUGGGCUAGAAACCACAUUAAUAUUCCUUUUAAAAAAAAUCCAUCCAAUAAACAGCUGUUUCAGCUUAAAGCUUCUGCCAUAUAUGCAGUGUUACAGUGGAGGUGGUACAGUUUCCUUUCUUACUUUAGACAUGUUGAUGUUUUUAUUCACAUGAAAAUACAAAAAGAAUUGCACAAAAAUUUGAAGAUCACAUUUAAAGUUGGGGUAAUACUUGAAGCAGAACAGACUUCUGCUAAUAUUACUUCUGUAGUGUUUUCUAUCAGAAGACCAAACAGUGCUUUUGACGUAUAGCAGCCAGUAGGACACACUGGUUCAUUUUUUUGUAUUUCUUUUUUGGUUUGAUACCGUGUGCUAAAUAUGUACCUCUGCAAUGCAGCUGUUCUCUAGCAUGCAUACACUGGUGAAAAUGUAGAAAAAGCUAUAAUUUAAAACAGAAUAUAGCAGCUUUACUGGAAGGAACAAUCUUACUGAAAAUAAGUGAGUUUGGACAAAUUGUAGCAAUAUGGAGGCAUUUCUGGAUAGGGAUGGAGAUAGGGAUCAUGAAGGGGCACACUGGUGUCACUGAACAGGAAACAGAUUUUAUUUUCAUGCCUUCUGCAGAGCUCAUUCAGGAGAUGUCCCAAGUGUCAUUAAAAACAAAGAAAUCCCAACUUUUCCCCUUCCCUACAAAUUGAUAUGAUCUAAUCUGUUUCAUCAUGAUCUGGUUGCUAAUGUUGACAAACCUCGACUGGGACCAAUUUUGUUUUCAUCAUACCUAGAAGAGCGAAGCAGAAUGAGAAGAAAGCAUACAAAGUUACCUCUGUAGAGACCAUGUUAUUUUUAAGUAUGCCUUAUUUUAUGAGUGGGAUUUAUACUUGGAUGUUAAAAAGUGUGCACACAGUAUCUUGUGAUAUAAUGGAGCACAAAUGAUGCAGCACAUUGUGUCUACUGGUUGCAGUGAAUUAAACAACUAUAUCCAGUAAUGCACAUCUUAAUAUGAAUGCUAAUUAGAAUGAUGUCUUUCUGUUUAGAUUUUUUAUUUUUGAAAAUAGCUGUUGCAAGGAUGGGUCUGUUGACCAUACCCUUAUGCUAUUAAAAAUACACUUUGGUGUGGA